This is a messenger RNA of Pochonia chlamydosporia 170, 1251 nucleotides long. RefSeq lists its product as hypothetical. Lineage: Eukaryota; Fungi; Ascomycota; Sordariomycetes; Hypocreales; Clavicipitaceae. Bases 1 to 1251 code for a protein of 416 amino acids. The transcript has a single exon. The record is from RefSeq and is a predicted model, not a curated record.
AUGAACCCACUCCUGCACCUGACAGCUCACCUGUACUCCGCAGAUCUCUCCGAAAAUCCAUCGUCUGACGGACACACUUACACGAAGCUUCGCAAGUGUCCUGCAGACGGAGAUCAAGCGGCACAAGAGUACGCAGUACUAUCACGGGCAAAACGGAGAGGUUUGAAGGCAUUAUAUUGGCAGCCAGAAGUUGGCGAUGCUCUAAACGCCUUGGCUGUAUUUCCAGGGAUUAUGCACGACCUUUGUCUCACUGACUGGCCAACGGAAAUCGACCCUCAUCUCCAAAGACAAGUCGUUGCACACCUCAACCAUGUACACGCUGUUUGGUGGUAUAUUACUGGAGGUGACCCUGUCCUCCAGCAAAGCGCUGACAUCACUACGGUGAGAGCGUUAGAGGGCCGUGCUCCUGCAUGGAGUCGGUCGGACUGUGCUGGGGUCCGCGAGGCCUUCAAAAGUGAGAUUGCCUUCCGCGGAAUAACCGAUCCAAAGAGACGUCGCGCAAUGAUGCAAAGAACUUGCAAUCUACUCGUCAUGAUACCAAGCUUGAGAUCUUUUCACGAGAACAUGAGGCACCUUUGUGUCAUUGAUCGGAUACUCCGAACGUACCUAAUUCCCCAUGACUUGGAUGAACCUGCCGAAGAAACGGACCGGUCGCUUCGCUGGAAGUUGAGGCGGUUUUGGACGAGGCCAGCGCCGUACUCAGAAGUCCGGGAAGGGGAAUUUCAACUGACUGCGGGUCGAUCUUCGUUCAACCAGGCAUACAAGCAGCUGGUCUUAGCUGCGCUUCGUCACUUCCCAUCAUUAGAACAACCCGCCCACCCUGAUUAUGUGUGCUGUUUUCAGCAGCGGGCAUAUAUCCUUGGCUUUCGCAACAAGUGUACUGAUGAGGCGAUGUGUAGAACGCUUCCGUUUCCGUCGCAAGGCACGGCACCCGUGAAAAACCGAUUGGACGAGCCCAUGCUCUUAGAGCCAGUCCACCUACGAUGGGGGCGUCCGAGUACCAAGCUCCUCAAAUUAGUACAGGCGUCCGCAUUUCUAGAGGGAAAGACCCAUACCAUCCGCAACGAAGAAGGACUAACUGUUCGAUUUUUGUUGAAUGACUUUUUCGAUCGUUUUCUUUGUCGCGUGUUCGAUAUUGAUAGGGAUGUUUCUCUCAUAAGCAGGAGGAUGAGCACAGCCUGUCGAUACCGGGGCUCAAUCGGUCCACGGCGUCAUAUACACACAAGAGGUAAGAAGUUUCGUCUCAUUUAG